Nicrophorus vespilloides is the source of this 358-nucleotide messenger RNA. RefSeq lists its product as uncharacterized. The annotation marks the transcript as partial. NCBI's taxonomy places the organism in Eukaryota, Metazoa, Arthropoda, Insecta, Coleoptera, Silphidae. The transcript has a single exon. The record is from RefSeq and is a predicted model, not a curated record.
UCUGUUGUUGUUGUUGUUGUUGUUGUGUUUUUUUAGUGGGACAAUAUGGACUAUUCGUAUCUGAAUCAAGCGGGGUUCGACUCGAGCUGCCUGCAGGGCGGCAUGGACCCCACCGGGCUGGGCAACAUGCCCUGCUCGUACGGUGACCUGACCUCCUGCAGCCAAAUGUCGCAGGCUGCAUACAGGUACACGGCGGCCGCCGCCUCCAUGGCUCGCAGCUACAAUCCGGCGACCGCCGCCGGGGCGGCCGUCCAUCAUCCGGCUUCCGCCGCCUCCCAGUGCGCCGUCAUGGGAGGACGACCGCACGUCCAGGACGUCCACAGGGCCACAAUGUUUCCCACCUCCAUGAAUCUGCAAA